AUGAAGUUCGGAUUAAGUCCCGCUUCGGCUGGUCUUGUAGGAGGCAUGAGCGGCGGUAUCGUCCAGGCUUAUGCCACAAUGGGUUUCUGUACCUGUAUGAAGACUGCGGAGAUCACCCGCCACAAACAGGCCGCUGCAGGGAUAAAACCCCCAUCAACAUGGGUUGUCUUCGCUGACAUCUAUAGGCGAGAGGGUAUUGCUGGGAUUAAUAAGGGAGUGAACGCUGUUGCAUUGCGACAAAUGACGAACUGGGGAUCCCGUAUCGGUUUUGCUCGUCUAGCUGAAACAUCCAUUCGCAAAAUUAGAGGAAAAGGCGAAAACGACAAGCUAGGUGCUGCUGACAAAAUUUUGGCAUCUACGAUUGGUGGUGCACUUGGCACAUGGAACCAACCAAUCGAGGUUAUGCAAUCAAUGUCUAAGGAUGCAGUGGCUUCUGCCAACCGCCCAGCUAAACUGACAGUUUUCAACACUUUGGCCUUUAUCUAUAAAGAGAAUGGGAUCAAGGGGUUGUAUCGUGGCGUUACCCCGCGCAUCGGGCUAGGCAUUUGGCAAACGGUUUGCAUGGUAUCGUUUGCUGAUUAUGUUAAGGCAUGGGUUAAGAGCCGAUAG
Molecule: messenger RNA, 609 nt
Organism: Rhizoctonia solani
Lineage: Eukaryota; Fungi; Basidiomycota; Agaricomycetes; Cantharellales; Ceratobasidiaceae
Product: mitochondrial carrier protein
Exons: 6
Coding region: 1-609 (202 amino acids)
Biological process (GO): mitochondrial citrate transmembrane transport; alpha-ketoglutarate transport
Cellular component (GO): mitochondrion
Molecular function (GO): tricarboxylate secondary active transmembrane transporter activity
Source: RefSeq, a predicted model, not a curated record